CAACACUGAGUGAGCUACUUGUACUUGUACAUUUUGUAUUGUUCUAUUUCUCCACAGAAGCUUUGAAAGAAGUCAUAAAGGUGGACAUGUGUGGCAUCUGGGCUGUGUUCGGCAUCGACGGCUGCUUGUCGGCUCAAUGCGUGAACGCCAUGAAGAUCGCACACCGAGGUCCCGACGCCUUCCGCUUUGAGAAUGUGGAUGGAUUCACCAACUGCUGCUUUGGCUUCCACCGUCUGGCCAUCCUGGACCGGAUGCACGGCAUGCAGCCUCUGCGUGUCAAGAGCUUCCCUUUCUUGUGGCUGUGCUACAACGGCGAGAUUUACAACCAUCUUGUGCUGAAGAAACAAUUUGAGUUUGAGUGCCAGACUGAAGUGGACGGUGAGAUUUUGCUUCAUCUUUACCAACGCUUCGGUAUUCAGAAGGCGGCGGCUCUACUGGACGGCACCUUUGCUUUCGUCCUGCUGGACACGGCCAACAGGAAAGUGUUCCUGGGGAGGGACACGUAUGGAGUGCGGCCUUUGUUUAAACUCCUGACUGACUCCGGAUUGCUUGCAGUCAGCUCUGAAGCAAAAGGUCUCACAGGUGUUAACCCUGCCAAAAUCAUCCCCUUUCUGCCGGGACACUUUGAGGUCUUUGACUUGAAGCCCAACAGCAAAGUGAAGUCGCUUCAGAUGGCGCAGUUUCACGAGUGCACAAAGCAACCCGCCCAUGCUCUGUAUGACAGCGUGGGGAGGCUGGCAACAAGCUUUGAUGAGGAAAUUGUGAAGGGCAACAUCAGAACCUUGUUUGAGAAUGCCGUGAGGAAGCGUCUCAUGGCCGACAGAAGGAUUGGCUGUCUCCUCUCAGGGGGUCUGGAUUCCAGUCUGGUUGCUGCUACGAUGGUGAAGCUGGCCAAAGAGGCUGGUCUGCAGUAUCCCAUCCAGACAUUUUCGAUCGGGUCAGCGGACAGCCCAGACAUCUUAGCUGCACGUAAGGUUGCAGCUUACAUUGGAAGCGAACACCACGAGGUGAACUUUACUGCAGAAGAUGGCAUCCAAGCGGUGGAGAAAGUCAUCGAAAGCCUUGAGACCUAUGACAUCACCACCAUACGAGCCGCAGUUGGAAUGUACUUGGUUUCUAAGUACAUCGGUGAGAAGACUGACAGCGUGGUGAUCUUCUCUGGGGAAGGCUCCGAUGAACUCACUCAAGGUUACCUUUACUUCCACAAGAGUCCAAGUGCCGAAGCAGGAGCAGAAGAAAGUGUUCGGCUGCUGAAACAACUCUACCUGUUCGAUAAUCUCCGAGCUGACCGCACCACUUCUGCACAUGGGUUGGAGCUGAGGGUGCCUUUCCUGGACCACAGACUGACCGCAUACUACCUGUCCCUGCCUCCAGAGAUGAGAACUCCAAGACAUGGCGUGGAGAAAUAUGUUCUGAGGGACUCUUUCAAAGGUGUGAAAUUGAUCCCUGAUGAGAUUCUGUGGCGCCGCAAAGAAGCUUUCAGUGAUGGUGUGAUGUCUGAGAAGAAAUCCUGGUACAUCGUCCUGGAGGAGUACCUCGAUUCUGUGGGUCCUUGAGGGUGCGGUGGAGUUUGCUCAACCAGUCUGCAUGUCUUUUGUGGAUUGGAGAAGGCAUUCAGGUGCUGAACAGAAUUAUUAGCAGGUGCAGAAGGGAUCUGGUUUGCUGGCUGCAGGGUUGGGUCUCUGCCUUUUGCAGAUGAUGUUGUCCUGCUGGCUUCAUCGGGCCGUGAUCUUCAUCUUUCACGGGAUCAGUUCCAGGCCGAGUGUGAAGCGCCUGGGAUGAGAAUCAGCACCUCCAAGUGGAAGAGUUUAAGUAGAGGUCGACAGGCGGAUUGGUGCGGCGUCUGCAGUAAUGCGGACUCUGCAUCGGUUGGUCAUGAGCUUUGGGUAGGGACUGAAAGGACAAGAUUGCAGGUACAAGUGACCGAAAUUAGUUUCCUCCGUAGGGUGGCUUCUCUUUUAAGCCUAGGUCACAACCGGUCAUACGGGCUCCUACGGUCGGUGUACAAAAACCCCCGCAAGGAACGCUUGUGAUGUGCUGGUUUUUGAGCCGUAGAUUGGCCGCAGACCAGCCACAGAGGUUCUUUGUCAUAUCAAACAAACUCUACAGGCGCUUACGUUUUUUCCAUGACAAACGUACACACUUCGUACGUCUUUGUGCGUCGUCCGUACGACCAACGUGUGUCUUUCGUAGGCUUUCGCUGCUCCUCUGCAUUAAGAGGAGCCAGAUGUGGUGGCUCGGGCAUCUCAUCAGGAUGCCUCCUUGGGGAGGUGUUCGGGGCACGGCCGACCGGUAGGAGGCCUCGGAGAAAACCCCGGAUACGUUGGAGAGACCAUGUCUUUCAACCGG
Messenger RNA from Dunckerocampus dactyliophorus (ringed pipefish), 2349 nucleotides. It is a transcript of the gene asns, whose product is annotated as asparagine synthetase. NCBI's taxonomy places the organism in Eukaryota, Metazoa, Chordata, Actinopteri, Syngnathiformes, Syngnathidae. The transcript is spliced from 12 exons. Gene Ontology annotation, molecular function: asparagine synthase (glutamine-hydrolyzing) activity. Bases 87 to 1556 code for a protein of 489 amino acids. The record is from RefSeq and is a predicted model, not a curated record. Gene Ontology annotation, cellular component: cytosol.